AUGGAAGUAAAUAAGGAUAAUUGUAUUUGGGUAUCAAAUAUCAAUAUAACAGCAUCCGAAGAUGAUGUUACAAAGUUAUUCAAGAUGUGUGGAAAGAUUAAAUACUCUUCUUUAAAGACAUUGAAUACAAAUAAUUUUAAAGAUGCUUUAAUAGAGUUUGAGAACAACUUACCUGUUGAUAGUUCAUUACUUCUAAACGGAGUACUUAUAAAUAAUACCCAUAUUAUAGUAUCAAAGGAGAUACCAAAGGAGAUAUUCUCACAGUUGUAUAAACAACAAUUGGUAAAUGAGGGCCAAGGAAGUGUGGACGAUACCAUCGAGACUAAAGAACAGGAUAAAGUCAGUCUGGAGAAAGAUGAAGAGAAGGAUGAAGAAGACCCACUCGACGAGGAAAAGAGUGAAGAAUCAGAUGCCACUGUAGAGAUGUUAGAAGACAUCCUCUCGACUGGAAUGGUAAUAUCUCAAGAGUUCCUAAGUCAGGCCAAAGAGUUGAAUGACAAGUAUAAGUUCAAGGAUAGGACAUUAAAGUAUAUUGGCGGAAUGAUAACCAAUUGGGGCAAGAAGGCCAAUGAUAUAGUUACAAGAGGAGUAGAUGUAGAC
Molecule: messenger RNA, 600 nt
Organism: Acytostelium subglobosum LB1
Lineage: Eukaryota; Evosea; Eumycetozoa; Acytosteliales; Acytosteliaceae
Exons: 3
Molecular function (GO): RNA binding
Source: RefSeq, a predicted model, not a curated record